This is a messenger RNA of Phytophthora sojae, 1410 nucleotides long. RefSeq lists its product as hypothetical. The coding region runs from base 1 to 1410 and encodes 469 amino acids. The transcript is spliced from 2 exons. Lineage: Eukaryota; Oomycota; Peronosporomycetes; Peronosporales; Peronosporaceae. The record is from RefSeq and is a predicted model, not a curated record. Gene Ontology annotation, molecular function: DNA binding. Gene Ontology annotation, cellular component: nucleus.
AUGCCCGCGUACGAGAUCGAAGAUCUCAAUUCUGCAGUGAAGCGCGUCCUCGCCGGCGACAGCGCCCGCAGUGUCAGCGACAGCACCCCAAUUCCGUAUCGGACCCUUACCAUAUGGGUCGCGAAGGGGAAAAUGGGCAUCUUCCGCGCACCUGUUCGUCAUGGCCCGGAUCCGCUGCUCUCGCAACCAGCGGAGGCAUGCUUGGUCGAGUGGAUUGUCGGGCGCCAACUGGUCGGUCACCCCGCAAGUCGCAAGGAGAUCAUCUUCAAAGCCGGCACCAUGAGCUCCAUGGCCACUGGUCAAACGGCCCGCAACGCUGUGACCAAGAGCGAUCUCGAGCAGGUUUUUAGCUCGUUGAUCAAGGCUGUGGUCGAGAAUCGGUUGGACGCGUCUCGCGUGUUCAACAUGGACGAAACAGCGUUCCAGACCAACAAUGGCUCCAAGCGUGUCGUGGCGGUUCGAGGCUCCAAGAACGUUUGGCACCAAGACGUUGCGCUCAAUUUUCACCUCACGCUGGUCGCGUGUGGCAGCGCGUCGGGGUGCAUGGUGCCGCAUUUCGUGCUGCCGGGGUUGACAGUCAAGCUCGAAGGUCUCGAUGGCUGCGCCAUACCCGGAGCUGCCGUCACCACCUCGAGCUCCGGGUUCAUGAAUGGAUUUCUCUUUCUUGAGUGGCAGCGCUUUUUUUCGGCUAGCGUGCCCAAGGACGUGCAGCGACCUCUUCUCCUGAUUCUGGAUGGGUGUUCGUCUCAUUACUCUGUGGAGAUCAUCCUAGAGGCAGCUCGGGUUGGCGUGCUUCUGUUAUUGCUGCCUUCGAACGCGACCCACCUGCUUCAACCACUGGAUGUCGCUGUGUUUUCGUCGUUCAAGGCGAAGCUACGCCGCCUAACCGAGAUCUACGUUGGCGAGACUGGACGCAAUUCGGUCGACAAAGAGGAAGCCAUCCGGAUGGCAAGCGCAGCAUGGGUAGGAUGCAAGAUGGGUGAAACCGUCCAAGCGGGGUUUGCUGGGUGCGUCCUUUUCCCUCCGUCCAAGCCUCGUAUGGACAUGUGCAUCGACAAUUUCCGGCGCAACGGGACCCCCGCAUCUACGAAGCUGGCAGUGUGGCUCCGGAUUAAGGAGGUCGUGCAGAAGGAGAUGCUCGUGCUACCGCCGUCCAAGAAGCGGGUGCACAAGACAGCAACGGUCGCCGGUCGUCUUUUGACCAAGGAAACACAUGGAGCGAUGGCACAACCGGUGAGCAAGCUCAAAAAGGCAGCCAGGACGAAGAAGGAUCCGAUGGCAACGAAGGCGACGAAGACGAAGAGGGUGCUGUCUCCGGUGCCGGAGCCUGUGCAGCUGCAGUUCCAGUCUGCGUCGAAGCACGGUGAGGCAAACCAGCAGGAGCAAGUUGUGUGGGAGGCGAUAGUUUAG